Messenger RNA from Impatiens glandulifera, 285 nucleotides. Its product is annotated as protein RSI-1. Lineage: Eukaryota; Viridiplantae; Streptophyta; Magnoliopsida; Ericales; Balsaminaceae. The coding region runs from base 1 to 276 and encodes 91 amino acids. The record is from RefSeq and is a predicted model, not a curated record. The transcript has 3 exons.
AUGGCCAGUCGUUCGUAUUCCCUUCUCGUCGUCUUCUCCAUUCUCUUCAUUCUCGCAUUUUCUAACAUAGCCGAGGCAAAGUUGCGUCCUUCUCAAUGUAAGCCGAGGUGUACUUACCGAUGUUCGGCGACGUCUCACAAGAAACCGUGCAUGAAAUACUGCCUCCAAUGUUGCGCUAAGUGUCUAUGUGUCCCACCGGGGACUUAUGGUAACAAAGAAACAUGCCCUUGUUAUAACAACUGGAAGACUCAGGAAGGUCGCCCUAAAUGUCCUUAAGCUUAACUC